Messenger RNA from Chenopodium quinoa (quinoa), 1252 nucleotides. Its product is annotated as 50S ribosomal protein L19-like. The transcript is spliced from 6 exons. The record is from RefSeq and is a predicted model, not a curated record. NCBI's taxonomy places the organism in Eukaryota, Viridiplantae, Streptophyta, Magnoliopsida, Caryophyllales, Amaranthaceae. Gene Ontology annotation, biological process: translation. The coding region runs from base 151 to 828 and encodes 225 amino acids. Gene Ontology annotation, molecular function: structural constituent of ribosome. Gene Ontology annotation, cellular component: ribosome.
CAGGCAACGCUGUAAAAUUGGGGGUAGUACCGUACUUUCAACUGUGAUAAACCCUCCAAAGUCCCAACAGAUUCAGAGCUACUGAACUAAAAAUUAAGAACAAAGGAAGUAGGGUUUUUGCAGGAUUUCAUCUUCGUCUACCUCAAUAAGAUGCAAUCCCUAAUUAGGACAGUUCGAUCGAAAUGCAGAUUAACCUCGGAUUUCGCCCCUUCCAACAUUCGGAGCUUCGGUUCUCUCUCCUCCAUUGUUUCGGGAAGGGAACUUGGCCAUGAGUGUGCUUCAAAACAUGGAUUUGCUGCACCUUCGUUUGCAUUCUUCAGCAGAAGUGCAAAGUUUGGUGCCAUUCAGGAGGGUGCUUUCUCUGAGAGAUUUUUUCACAGGUGCUUCUCUACUGCUGGUACUCCUGCAGCAUCAAUCACACAGGAUACUACAGCUCCUGAAACUGAUGUGCCUGCUCGCAUAAAAUUUAAGAGGCUUGAUAAAACAGCUAGGCACAUGAUGCAGAUUCUGGAUAAAGAAGCAGUUGAGGAGGUAAAGGGACAGAGAGAAAUUCCUGAUAUCAAGCCAGGUUAUAUCAUCCAGCUCAAAUUGGAAGUUCCUGAGAACAAACGACGUAUUACUACAAUAAAAGGCAUUGUUAUAGCAAGGCGGAAUGCAGGAUUAAACUCAACAUUUAGAAUAAGGAGACUAGUUGCUGGAGUUGGGGUUGAGAGUCUUCUUCCAAUGUACUCGCCUAACAUAAAGGAGAUUAAAGUGCUGGAUAAGAAGAAAGUGAGAAGAGCCAAAUUAUACUAUCUUAGGGAAAAGAUGAACCCCCUAAAGAAGUAGGAUCCCGACUUUGUUUCAAUUGUACGGAGAUCAAAUUAUUUGCCACCUAAGAGGGAAAAAAACAGGGUUCUUCAUAAAGAUCUGCUAACAACCCUGCACUAUAAGUUCUGUGGAACCAAUGAUAGCUGGGCUGUGGCCAUUACAGGGUGGCAAUGCAGAUCGUUUUUGUGAACAGAUCCAAAACCAAUCUAAUGUAUGUCCAGAAUUCAUUUUGUGUAACUCUUAAUGCUUAAAAUAGUGCAAUGGUAUAUCGAGGUUUAGCAAUGUGGAUAACAGGUAGUCAAAUGGCAUUAAGCUGCCAGAGUAAUAAAUCCUUUUGUUAAUUCCUCUUGCUUUUUUUGUAAUGAAUUUACUUGCUUGGAUGCUGGAUUAUUACGUAAGUGAUGUGAGAUGUAAGUCUGAUAUACAGAGCAAGUUAUAUUAA